Penicillium brevicompactum is the source of this 873-nucleotide messenger RNA. RefSeq names its product SDR family oxidoreductase. The record is from RefSeq and is a predicted model, not a curated record. Gene Ontology annotation, cellular component: cytoplasm. Bases 1 to 873 code for a protein of 290 amino acids. Gene Ontology annotation, molecular function: oxidoreductase activity, acting on the CH-OH group of donors, NAD or NADP as acceptor. Lineage: Eukaryota; Fungi; Ascomycota; Eurotiomycetes; Eurotiales; Aspergillaceae. The transcript has 3 exons.
AUGGUCUCCUGUAAUGAGAGCAAGGUUGCCAUUGUGGCCGGCGCCACUUCGGGCAUGGGAGUCGACCUUGUCAAAGACCUCUGUUUCAAAGGUUGGAGGGUUGCAUGUGUAGGUCGACGCCGUGAAGCCGGUGAGGUCCUACUCGAAGACCUCCCACGAGACAGAGCCCACUUCUUUGCAGCAGACGUCUCGGUUUACGAAGAGUAUGCCGAAGUGUUUCGCAAAGUACACGGCCUCUGGGGCCGCAUCGAUGCACUGUGCGCAAAUGCCGGGAUCGUCGAUAUCUCUUCCGUUUACAUCUAUGAUUCAAAGAAUAGCAGCGUGGACGAGGUCCCUCCCUGCCCAGACCUGUCUGUCGUGGACAUCAACUACAAGGGUGUUGUGUAUGGCACUCAGCUGGCAGUGCAUUUCAUGCGUCAUAACCCCCAGCCAGGGGGACGCAUUGUUGUCACAGGAAGCAUUGGCGCUGUCUUCCCCCAUCAGUCCUACCCGGUAUACUGCGGCACCAAAGCUGCUGUCAACCACUUCAUCCGUGGUGUGGCGCCUCUUCUGAAACAGAAGGAGAACAUCUUCAUCAACUGUGUUAUGCCGGGAAUUGUGAACACACCCAUUGUACCGCCUGAGAUGAUCGCUGCCGUCACCCCUGAAUGCUUGACCCCAGUGCAGACGAUCCUCGAUGGCUAUGAGACCUUUUUAGAAGACUCGACGGGCAUGGCGGGUGAGCUAUUAGAAUGUUCAGCUAACAAGUUAAUCUUCUAUCACUUGCCCAACCCUGGAAAUGGGCAUAUCACGACCCGCGCCAUUACAGUUUGGGAGCCACUCUUCCGCAUGAUGCACGGCGAAGAUUCCAAACUCCCGGAUGCGAUUCCUUAA